AUGUGGCCGGCUGGAGGGGCCGGCAAGGGGCCGGCUCCGCGGGAUUCGGCGCUGCGGAAAGCGGCGUUCUCCGGCAACCUUUCGGCUCUGCCGUUGCACCUGGCGCCCAGCGGUAGGAGCGUGCGGGUCUUCGUCAGCGCCAACCCCGAAGAUACGGUUGCAGAAAGAAACGCUUUGCGAGAACACGUGUACCCCAAGCUACGGGAAUUCUGCAGGGAAAACUAUGGGAUGGAAUUUCAGGUGAUUGAUCUGUACUGGGGAGUGGAGCCAGAAGAAUGGGAUGGCCCAGACCUCCAAAAGACUCGUAUGAGGCUCUUAGAAGAUUGCCUGAAAACUUCAGCAGGUCCAUGUUUUGUUGGUCUUCUGGGAGAAAAAUAUGGAAGCAUCCGGAUCCCGGGGGAAGUGGAAUCCUCCGAAUUUGAAAUGAUUCUGGAUGCCGCUGUUGAGGCAAAGCUGGAAACCAAGAUUUUGGAAGAGUGCUACUGCCGGGAUGAGAAUGCCGUGCCCCCAACUUAUUACCUCAAACCGAAACCUGACAUUCUGAAGAGCAAUCCCAAUAUGAUGGAAGCCUCUUGCAACCCUGUCAGUGAGAGCAAAUGGCAGGAGAUAUCAGAAGAAAUUAAGGUGAUGUUUAAGACAGCCGUGAAGAUACUGUAUGAAAAGGGGAAAAUGAAACACAGUCAAGCAAAGAGAUAUCUUUCCUCUGCUAUCGAAGACGAAUUCGAUUUUGCCUUAGGAAAACAAACCCCGGCUUUUUUAAAGAAGUGCGUUUGCUACAUCCGGAAGAUUGCCAACAUCGAACGUUUUGUGAAAAAUCCCGAGAUGGAGAAAUACAUGGACGUGCUUCGCGGAGGUGGGAAGUUUCUGAGGGAUCCGGAAGCACUUGAGAAACUCAUCCGACUCAGGGACGAAUUUGUACCUACCAUUGUGGCUUCUUCCAACUUGAGAGUCUACACUUCCGUUACCCAUUGUGACAUCAAGUACGGUUACACCCAAGAAGUGGAGAGCCACUACAUUGACGGUCUUGGCAAACAGUUCUACGAAGACAUGAUAGACAUCAUCCAAGCAACAGUCCAACAGAAUUUCGACAUAGAGACAGACUGGAUUUAUGAUGAAGUCCUGCAACAUUCCUCUCUGUGUAGAACCUACUCUUCCUUCUAUGAAUAUAGAUGUGAGGCCAGAACUAUCAUGCGCAAAUACCUCCUGCCUAAGAAAAUGGGCCACAUUAAUCCUCUUAUUGUCUAUGGAGGGCCAUGCACCGGAAAAACAUUUUUAUUAGCAGAAGUGGCAAAGAAGGCUUAUGCUUGGCUGAAGGAAGAGAUGGGACCGGAAUCGGAUCCCGUGGUGAUCAUAAGAUUUAUAGGAUCUACAGAGAUGAGCACAGACCUGAGGACUCUCCUCCAAAGUAUUUGUGAACAGUUAGCAAUCAACUAUCGAUGCCUAGUGCAAAGCUACCCGAAAAAGACCCAUGAUCUCCGAGACUUGUUCAUUAACCUUUUGAAUGAGUCCACCUUUCAUCGACCCCUGGUUUUAAUCUUUGACGCUCUGGAACAGCUGGCUGAUCACGAGGACGCCAGGAAAUUGUGGUGGCUUCCGGUUCACCUGCCUCGUUCAGUCCGAAUUAUCUUGUCCACACUGCCAAACAAGCACAGCAUCCUCCAAAAACUGAAGAGCCUUAUCCACGACGAAGACAACUACAUCGAGCUGACAGCAAGGGACAGAAAGAUGUGCAGUCAAGUACUCAAGCAACAGCUGCUCCAAGUGAAGAGGAAAGUCACAUCGGGGCAACAAAUCUAUGUCAACGAGGCUUUCUCUAAGUGCACCCUGCCGAUGUUUGUAAACUUAACCUUCCGAGAGGUUCGAAGUUGGAAAUCUCACAAGGAUGUCGAUGGGUCUUCACUCUGCAUCACUGUUCAUGAUGGCAUAGAACAUAUGUUCUGGUCUCUUCAGAUUAGCUGCGGGUCGAAACUUUUAUCCCGAGCUCUUGGCUACAUCACCAUGUCCAAAGCUGGCUUGAGCGAAAUGGAAUUGGAAGACAUUUUAGCACUCGAUAACACCGUCAUGCUCGAACUAAGUCAACGCAUCCAACACCUCAAUCCAUUGAGAGUACCUUACAUCUACAUCGCAAAACUGAAAGAAGGCUUAACAGGAUACCUGAUAGAAAGACAAGUGAAAAACGUAACCCUUUUAGUUUGGGCUAAUCGGCACCUACAACUGAUUGCCCAAAAGAUAUAUCUUCACAGUGAAGAAGACGUGCAUGAAAUGCACAUGGUCAUGGCAGAGUAUUUUCUAGGAGUUUGGUCUGGAGGCCGAAGGAAAUCACUUUACGGCGAAGAUCAGUAUCUGAACGGCUGCCUGGACAUUGACAGCAGGAGUAUGAACAAUGAAGAGAGGCACAUGAUGGACUUCAUGAAUUUUGACAGGCAGUGCCCUGAUCAGCCUUGGGUCUUUCAGUGCAACCCUUUGGAGCCCAACAUUUUUUUCAUUAACCACCGGAAAAUGACUGAGCUUUUGCACCACCUGACCAAGUGCGGGAAAACCGAUGACAUUUUGUACGGCGUCAUCAUGAAUUUCAGCUGGCUUUACACCAUGAUCAAAAUUGGACAGUUCGACAAAGCCCUUUCGGAUGUGGAGCUGGCCUACAACUACUCACAAGAAAAAGAGCUGAAGUUUCUAGCAACCACCCUGCGGGCCAUCAAACACAAAGUGACAAAAUACCCAGGGACCCUCUCAGCGGAAUUACAACAGAGGCUACUGCCAGUGGUCAGUUCCUUGCCCAAACUGAGACAGCUUCUUCUAGAGUGUGACAAAGAUGGUCCUAAAUAUUGUUCUAUUGUUCCACUUCAUUCUUCUAUGGAUGUCACUUAUAGUCCUGAAAGACUACCUCUGUCCUCCAGCUGCUCUCAAGUGACCGAAAUCCUACCUACCUUCAAUCCAAGUAUAGUUAUUGUUGCUCUGGAAAAUGGGUCCAUCAGUACCUGGCAUAUCGAGACUCGCCAACUCUUAAGGCAAAUUACAACUGCUCAGUCAGUUAUUUUGGGCAUGAAACUGACGACUGAUGAAAAAUACCUUGUGGUGGCCACCACCAAGAACACACUCUUGAUUUAUGACAAUCUAAACUCUUGUCUUCUCUCCGAGGUGGAAAUUAAAGGAUCAAAGCAUAGCGGGAUUGGAGUGAGCUCCAGUUUUAUAAAUGGAUUUGCCCUUUCUGUAAACCAUGUGCUGUCGUGGCUGGAAGCCAGUAAGGACAUCACGGUGAUCGAUCUACUGUACGGGUGGCCCCUUCAUCAAUUCCACUGUUGGUAUGAAGUCACUUGCAUCCAGUGUUCAGGAGAUGGGAUGUACGCGUUCUGUGGACAACAUUUGAACACGGCAUCGAUAUUUCAUUUGGGCAGUGGUGACAAGCUGGCCACAGUGACCUCUGAAUUCUCGGGAGGGUUUGUUAAAUUUCUUCUCAUUUUAGAUGCAGCUCAAGAGAUGGUCAUGGUGGACAGCGAAGGGGCCCUCUCUAUUUGGAACACAGAGGAAAUUUCCCACCCUCAAUUAAUGGAUGACUUUGAUUGCAGGAGAGGGGAUAGCGAAUUUGUCAGCCUUGAACUUGCUGAAGACCAAAGUGCCAUUUUAAUCUGCAAAUCUCUCAGUAUUGACCUGCUGGACACGAGCAUGUGGAAAGUCGCAGAAAAGUUUAGAGCGAAAAGGAAUGAGCGCUUCAUCUCAGCUGCAUUAUCCAAAAACGGAGACUGCAUCGUUGCAUCUAUCGAAAACACCUCUGCCAUUUUCGUUUGGAGGAGAGAUAGCGGGCAGUGCAUGGCGACCUUACAAGAAAUCUCAGGAAACAUUGUCAGGUUGAUGAAGUCAAACCAUCACAACAUGCUGCUCUCCUUGUCCACCAGUGGGGUCCUUUCAGUAUGGGACAUCGAUAUUAUCACUGCAAUGUCCAACAUUGACAAAACUGGCAAGCCCAUCCAAAGACUGGUUUUGCCCGCCAAGGGGGAAGCGAUGUACACAUUGGAUGGAUCUGAAGCUAUCCAUAAAUGGAACUUCAGCACGGGAUUCAUUGAAGCAAUAUUUAAGCAUGAAAGCCUGGUUGAAAACUGUGUCCUGACAUCCAACGGGAAAUUGAUGAUUACGUCUGAUGACAAAUGCAGCCAGUAUGUGUGGCAAACGGAUUCCGGCGAAAAUCUCUUCCGCAUCAAUGGGCAAAGGAUAUGCCAACUGUUGAUAACCCACAAUGACCAGUUUGUGGUCUCCCUCUGUGAGCAAAAUGCAUCCAGGGUUUGGAGGUUGUCGACUGGACACCGUGUGUGCAACAUUCUUGUGGCCUUGCAGAAUGCAUUUAUAACCACAGCGAACACCUUUGUGGUUGGAAUGACAAAGAACAAAAUCUUAGCGGUCAGCCUGUGGACUGGUAGCAUAACCAAGAAGCUUUCUUGUGAUGAUGGCAUCACCAUUGUGGAUAUCAAACUUGUCCCAGACUGCCCGGAUAGCGUGAUCUUUAUCACAUCUGCUGAAACCGUGAACAUCUGCAGUCUUACUGAAGAAGUUGUCUCUAGACGUUUACAGCUGCCUAAUAGCUUCUUGAAAAAGUUAGAGGAUUUUGAAAUAUCGCCCAAUGGAAAACUGGGGAUUCUCUCUCGUGGAGAUGAGAACAUCAACAUCCUGGACCUUCACAGCGGCAAGCUUCGAGUGGUCCAUGCUUCGGGGAUCAUCUGGAGGCAGAAGCUGUCUCAGGACGGACGCUAUCUGGUGUACAUUUGUUUCCGCGGCGGGGAAGAUGACGAGGAUAACAGCGCCAUCUCUAUCUUAAUUGUAAUGAGGUUGGCAGAUGGCAAAAACAUCGGGGCCUGCUCACUCUACAAAACCCCCACUUCCCUAACUCUUUCCCAGAGGCACCUGAACAUCAUUGUGGGCUUCGACGAUGGAAGCAUCUCCACGUAUACUGUGGUGGAUCGCGUGGAUGCCGCCCUGAAAAUCAAAAUCGCUACUUCCAACAGCCGGCAGAUUUUCAACAACGCCAGUCAGGUGAUGAAGCCAAAGUGUCACCAUUACACCUUCAAAGCGACUGCAGACUGUAUCUGGAGAGAAUCGACAGAGGUGUUUGCGAGAGACAGUCCCAUCACCGUGGUCGAUGCAGAGACCAGCGACACCACCCCCACCAAAAAACACAACUAUUGCUACGACAAAGUGUGUUCUGCCAUAGACUGCCGAGUGUUCACUGCUGGCAACUGA
Messenger RNA from Notechis scutatus (mainland tiger snake), 5229 nucleotides. It is a transcript of the gene NWD2, whose product is annotated as NACHT and WD repeat domain containing 2. Lineage: Eukaryota; Metazoa; Chordata; Lepidosauria; Squamata; Elapidae. Gene Ontology annotation, molecular function: protein binding. The record is from RefSeq and is a predicted model, not a curated record.